This is a messenger RNA of Stylophora pistillata, 2318 nucleotides long. RefSeq names its product protein Wnt-2b-A. The record is from RefSeq and is a predicted model, not a curated record. Gene Ontology annotation, molecular function: frizzled binding; cytokine activity. NCBI's taxonomy places the organism in Eukaryota, Metazoa, Cnidaria, Anthozoa, Scleractinia, Pocilloporidae. Gene Ontology annotation, biological process: multicellular organism development; neuron differentiation; canonical Wnt signaling pathway. Gene Ontology annotation, cellular component: extracellular region.
ACGGGCGACAGUUUUAAUCGCUUGAACCAGCGAAGCAGUCAGUUUUGUUGAUUAUAACGCACGUCAGCGGUGCGUUCUUUAGUUACUCACUAUGCCGAAGCUAAAUGUUUGGUUUUUCACUCUAGUCCUGUUUACAUUUCCGCUACUUUCAACAUCUCACUGGUGGUUUAUGUCCCAAGUGUAUGCUCUGGGAGCCAAAAUCAUGUGUAAUAACAUCGCCGGUUUGGUAACGUACCAACGACAACUGUGCAGAGAAAACCCUGAUGUUAUGAUCAGCAUUGGAAAAGGGGCUAAACUUGGAGUCGUAGAAUGUCAGCAACAGUUUAAAGACCAGAGAUGGAAUUGUUCAACUGUGGCGCGGGACGUUAGCGUUUUUGGGAAAGUGACUAGAAGAGCGAGUCGGGAAAGCGCAUUUGUGUACGCCGUUUCAUCAGCCGGUGUUGUACACGAAGUAACACGCGCGUGUAGUCGAGGUGAACUGAGCGACUGUACCUGUGAUACGAAUCGCAAAGGGAGGAGUCGGAAGGGCUUCGAGUGGGGAGGAUGCAGUGAAAAUGUCGCUUACGGUCUGAGGUUUGCCAAGCUGUUUGUGGAUUCCCGAGAACAAGAACGAGAUGCCCGUGCAAAGAUGAAUCUUCACAAUAACUUUGUCGGACGACGGGCCGUGAAAAUGCACACAAUUCUGGAUUGCAAAUGCCAUGGCGUAUCUGGAUCGUGUCAAGUGAAAACUUGCUGGAAGACCAUGGCUCCAUUCAGUGUGGUGGGCAGUUAUCUUAGAGAAAGAUACCAGAAUGGCAUCCUGGUUACUGUUGAUCAAAGUGGAAAUGAACUAGUCGUGGCAGAAGGUACUUAUCCUGCUAAGCCCCCACGUGAUAACCUCGUGUUCUUAGAGGAGUCCCCGGAUUAUUGUGUCCCAAACUCCAAUACAGGCUCGCUGGGCACCACGGGAAGAGUGUGCAACAAGACCUCGCCGGGCCAUGGAAGCUGUGGGGUUCUGUGCUGCGGGCGCGGAUUUAACACGAUUCAAGUCGAGGAGGAGUACAAAUGCGCUUGCAAGUUUAAUUGGUGUUGUUACGUGAAGUGCAAUAUUUGCAGGAGAACUGUUGACAAGCAUGUGUGUAAAUCGCCCGAGGAAGAUUCUUCACAGUACAACAGCUCUGGCCGUAAAGUGUCGGCGUUGGCAAACUCAGAGAGCAGGAAUCAAAACAGGCCAAAGAAUCAGUCCAGGAAAAGAGCGGAGAGAAGGAAGGCCAGAAAGAACAAGAAAAGAGGAGCCUCAAUCAACAGUCUCGACAGCGACCACAGAGAUAACAAAAGCUUAUGAUAAUUGCCUCGAGCCUUAGUAGACAGAUGGCGCAGACUAUAUGCAGUAGUUUGAUAUUAGCUAUCGGUCAAUCAGUUCGGUAGGUUCAUGCACGAUUAUGUUCUGCCAAGAUAAACUCAAAUCAGUUUUCUCUGUGUGGAAUUAAGGAAGAGUAGAGAAACUAUACUAACAUUCGUGAAUUACACAAUCAAAGCUCCAAAUCGAAUGGCCAAUAAAAACUAAAUGAAAAAGAAAUUUAUAUCAAAGAAUAAAAGAAAAUCCAGAUUGGACCAAUUAGUAUUCCUUACAUUCUAAGGAGUUGUAUAUAGAAUAUACGGUGUGUUCUCGUUGAUACAAAAUGACAUCCAAACCACGGCUCUGAGUUUGCAAAUCACAUUUAAUUAAUUCUAGAGAGACUUCAAUUGAGUAUCCCAAGUAAUUCCUAUAUUGUUUAGACUUGACUUUGGAAGAGUAUGUGAACAGCAGACAAACAUAAAACCUCGCGGUGACUGCUAGUCGCUGGUUUACAAGCGUCAGUUUCCCGCCCUCGUCGCUGUUCACGUGUAUUUACGUCCAGUUAUCACUGGUUCACUGUUGUCUUCAGCGAUUUGAUUGGUCGGUGUAAUUGCUUACGUACGACACACAGUUGAACCUCUCUAAUAGAAAACAAGUCGUGUUUCGACUUGACUUGAUGACCUUUAAGCCUCUAAGACAAGUGUGGCUGUGAUAAAGAAAUUUUCAAGUAAAACAGAGAGAAAGAGAAAUAGAGCACAUCCACAAGCUACAUCACCCUAUUUGGACGGUAAAUGCUUGAUAGCAAUUUGUAUAAUUUCGAAAUCGGGACCGUAAUAGUAAAUAGUAAAGGUUGAUUGUUAUUUUUAUUGUUAUUAUUAUUAUUAUUUAUGUAAAUAUUUAUAUUCCGACAAAGAGCUAGUACUUGUUAGUUUGCUUUUGCACAAGUGUUUUCAAGUACAACAGCGGUUAUGUUUAGAAUUGUAUCGAGAAUAAAGUUUAU